This is a messenger RNA of Pieris rapae (cabbage white), 1074 nucleotides long. Its product is annotated as CD63 antigen. Bases 84 to 803 code for a protein of 239 amino acids. Lineage: Eukaryota; Metazoa; Arthropoda; Insecta; Lepidoptera; Pieridae. The record is from RefSeq and is a predicted model, not a curated record. Gene Ontology annotation, cellular component: membrane. The transcript is spliced from 5 exons.
AUAUUAGCGAUAAAAAUAUCCGAGAAACACAACUCUAGUCUAUUGCAUAUCACGCGGACGCCUAGGGCGUACGUAAAAUUAAAAUGUUGAGCAAAAUCUUUACCACCGUAAAAUACACUUUAGUAUCAGUGAAUUUCUUAUUCCUGAUAACGGGUAUUAUUGUAUUGGCAGUCGGUAGUUCGGUGCAAUCAGCAUACAAUGGAUACCAUCAAUUCUUAUCGGAAAGGUUUUUCUCUCUCCCUGCAUUUUGUGUUGCAACUGGAGUGAUAAUAUUCCUCGUUGCAUUCGCUGGAUUUUAUGGCGCCUUCAUGGAGAACUAUUACAUGAUUAUGGCGUUUGCCGGAGCUAUGGUGCUGAUGUUUAUAUUCCAACUAUCAGCCUGCAUCGCUGGAUACGUGCUGAAAGGCAGCACAGUGGCGCUCGUGCAGCAACAGCUGUUGAACACCAUGGAUGUGUAUGGUUCAAACCUGGAGGUCACCAAGUUAUGGGAUGAAGUGCAAAAUGACUUCACAUGUUGCGGCGUCCUCAACUCCAGCGACUGGUUACCUCAUCUUCAUACAGAAGAAUCCUUCGGUCUGCCCAUCAGUUGCUGCGACCAUGUCUACGGCACCAUUCAAACAUUCAACUGCAACACCACUUUGGCCUAUACCACCGGGUGUUCUGAUGCGUUUGGGAACUGGGUCAAGUCUCAUGCUGCCUCUAUUGGAGUGGCAGGGAUUGUUCUUGUAAUUAUGCAGGCCUUAGCUGUGGUCGGAGCAUUAUGGUUGGCGAACAUCACGAGGCAAGAAAGGCAGUUUCCUUGAGUUGUGUUAAUUAGUUAAUUACAUGUAUAGUACAAGAGAUGUUUAAAUUAAAGAAACCAAGAAAUCUAUAGAGAUCUUUACUUUCCAUAUUUAAGAAUUGUAUUGGUGCUAAUAUUUAAAACGAGAUGAAAUUUUCCAACCCGUAAUGCCUAACUCAAAAUCCAGAAGCUAGUUGUAAAAUGAAAAUAGCAGAACUAUUUAGUCUGCGACAUACCAAAACUGUAAAUUCUGUAGGAGAAUCAACUGUUUUAAUUAUACAUAGUUAAAAUUA